Messenger RNA from Ascochyta rabiei, 825 nucleotides. RefSeq lists its product as uncharacterized. Bases 1 to 825 code for a protein of 274 amino acids. The record is from RefSeq and is a predicted model, not a curated record. The transcript is spliced from 3 exons. Gene Ontology annotation, cellular component: endoplasmic reticulum. Lineage: Eukaryota; Fungi; Ascomycota; Dothideomycetes; Pleosporales; Didymellaceae.
AUGAAGAUGUGCCAGAUAGCGACGAUGACGACGACGACGAAGCCAACAACAACAUCAACAUCAAAGACGAUGAUCAACCCAUCGGAAACCAAGACGAUGAGAACGGUGACAUUGAGAGAGGCCCGGAUGGUAUCAUCAACGAGCAAACUUCGUUGCUGCCGCAGCGUGCUAUUCGCAAGGCCAACCGUGUGGAGAAGAUGGGCUACCUCAAGACACAGGACUGGUACAACAAACUUCUCACCCCGACUUAAGGAAACACUUCAUAUCAUCUGGCAAUUUGCCAACGCCCCGCUCCUUGGCGCUAUGGUUGGUGCUAUCAUUGGCUUGACCCCUGCGCUUCACAGACUGUUCUUCAACCCGAGUAACGAGGGCGGAUAUCUUAAUGCCUGGAUGACUACUGCCAUCAUGAACUUUGGUGAGUUGUUUGUGACAACGCAGACCAUUGUAAUUGAGGUAAAGCUCAGCCAAAGCAUGCUGUGUAUGAAGCGUGGUGAGGACAGCGGUGAGGACCCAAAAGCGAGUCUUGCGCUGGUAACACUGAUAAGAUUCAUUGUCUGGCCUCUACUUAGCAUUCCGCUGGUUUGUACGCCCGCAUCGAAAUCGUAUCUUUUAGACGGGGAACCAAUGCUCUGGUUUUCAAUGAUGUUGAUGCCGACAGGACCUCCAGCAAUGAUCUUGGUGGCUCUGUCCGACGUGACUAGAGCACCCGAGAAGAUGAAGAUGACGAUUGCGAAAGUUCUCACAAUGAGCUACGCCGUUACUCCUCUAAUAAGUUUCGCCGUCGUGGGCAGUCUCAAGGCGAUUGAAUCAGCUAUUGCCAAAUAA